AUGAUAACACAAAACACUUAUUUUUUCAAGUUUUCUGUGUUGUUUGUCCCAUGUUUAUUAACAAACAUUAAUUUCUCAUAUGGAGCUGACAGUAUCACAGUAAACCAAUCUCUUUCUGGAAACCAGUCAAUUGUCUCUUCUGGUAACACCUUUGUGCUGGGAUUCUUCACACCAGGUAAUUCUUCCCGGUAUUAUGUAGGAAUUUGGUACGAAAAUAUUAGUCCAAGAACCAUUGUUUGGGUAGCAAAUAGGGAGACACCCAUUUCAGACAUGAAUUCUGUAGAACUGAAAAUUUUAGAUGGGAAUUUGGUGCUUAUGGAUAAGUUCCAUGUUUCGAUUUGGUCCACCAAUGUAAACUCGACAACCUCAAAUUCUGUAGUGGCAACUCUAGGUGAUAAUGGGAAUUUAGUUUUGAGAGAUGGAUCAGAACCUAGGACAAGUAAAGGAUUUUGGCAAAGUUUUGAUAAUCCAACAGAUACAUGGUUGCCUGGUGCUAAACUUGUUUAUGACAAACAUACAAAAACAAAGCAACUCCUCAUUUCUUGGAAAAAUUCUGAGGAUCCUGCACCUGGGCUCUUCUCCAUUGAACUCGAUCCAAAUGGGAGUCAGUUUAUUAUAAGACGGAAUAGGACUGAACAAUACUGGACUAGUGGAGCUUGGAAUGGGCGUAUUUUCAGUUCACUUCCUGAACUGAAUUAUGUCUAUAAUAUUAGUUAUGUUGAUAAUGAAAAUGAGACUUACUUCACAUAUUCUCUUUAUGAUCCCUCCAGUUUAUUUAAAUCCGUGAUGGAUAUUUCGGGGCAAAUUAGGCAGUCAUCAUGGUCGGAGAAUGUGAAGGAGUGGAAUUUGUUGUGGUCUCAACCCAGGCAGCAAUGUGAGGUGUAUGCUUAUUGUGGGGCAUUUGGGACCUGCAAUCAGAAUUCAUUGUCCUCCUGUAAUUGUUUGCAGGGAUUUAAAAAGAAGUCAGAAACUGAUUGGAAUUUGAAGGAUUAUUCGGGUGGCUGUGUAAGAGAGAUUGAUUUAUUGCAGUGUGAGAAUGGUAGUACUUAUACGGACAGAAAAUACAAUUUUUUGGCCAAUUCCCAUGCUAGUUUACCUGAAAGUUCUCAAUUAGCCACGGUAAGGAGUGCUGGAGAAUGUGAAUCUGUCUGUUUGGGUAAUUGCUCUUGCACAGCUUAUUCUUACUAUGGCAAUGCAUGCUCGGUUUGGAAUGGUGAAUUAUUGAAUUUUCAACAACUCUCGGAAAAUAAUGGCAGUGGAAGAACGAUUUACAUUCUACUUUCCGCCUCUGCCUCCCAGUUUUCAAGAACCAAAAAAGGUAAAGCGGUUAUAAUAGGUGCAGUUGUGGGUUCUGUUGCUGUUGUUAUUGUCCUAUUCACCAUUGUUGGGUUCGUGAUCUGGAGACGUCAAAGGAGAAUUCGGACUCCAAAAGUAGUCGAAGGAUCAUCGAUAGCAAACUUAGGGGAAGAUAACAAAAGCAGUAUCAGUGUUCCUUUCUGCAGUUGGGAAAGUAUAUUAGCUGCUACAGAGAACUUUUCAGAUGCACACAAACUUGGGCAAGGUGGAUUUGGACUUGUUUACAAGGGAAUGUUUCCUGGAGGACAAGAAAUUGCAGUUAAAAGCAAGCUUCUGCUCUUGCCCAUUCCUCUCAGAUCACUGUUUCUCCAAGUGCUUCUGUUUCUUGCAAAUAGAUCUUCUGCCCAGGGCCUCUGCAAGGAUAUCCAAGAGGUUAAAUUGGAGCAGCGGCUUCAAAUGCUCAAAAUAUUCAAGGAUCAUUCAAGCAAACAAUGUGUCUUGGAUGAUUUUGAGUUCUAUAAGGAUAGCCACAAGAGAAUUCAGGAGAAGAAAGCUAAGCAACAGCUGUUUCAGAAGCAGAUGCAGGUGUGGGAAGGUAAGCCUGCCGAAGAGAAGAUAAAGGAAGACACAAAUGGAGAUAUCAAAUCCAAAACUUCAGAAGUUAUUUCUGAUGUGGUCAAGGGACUACAAAUCCUUGGCCACGUGAAAUUCAUCUAUGGUAGACUUGCUCACAGAUGA
Molecule: messenger RNA, 2034 nt
Organism: Fraxinus pennsylvanica
Lineage: Eukaryota; Viridiplantae; Streptophyta; Magnoliopsida; Lamiales; Oleaceae
Source: the annotation of a GenBank genome assembly